AUGACAGAUCUAGAUGUUUCGACGGUCCAACGCCUCUUGGAAGCACCGGUGUAUCUGUCAGCGGAACAUGCCCUGCAGACUGCGCUGCCAUCGAUUGCCGUGACGAUUGUGGCUGUUACGGGUGUCUAUCUAGCAGCCUUUCCCAUGGCCAAAAAGCUGGUGGCUAAAGGCAAUGAUGUCACACAGCAGCGACGACGCUUGGCCUAUCAAAUCACCAACUGCGUGACGAACUUGGCACUGGGAUGCUUGGGGUUGUACUUUCAGUACUUGGUUCUUCCACACAACAACGACGACAACAACGACACUAUUCCACCACAAGACAAGAUUCAAGGGCACGUGGAGGAUCGUUUGUACUUGCUGGGCUCGAUCCAAAUUGGAUUUCAAAUCUGGAGCAUUGUCAUGGGAAUUCUGUUUGUCCGGGAGAGUAAGGAAAUGCUGGUACAUCACUGUGCCGUCAUUUUAGCAUCCUCCAAGUCUGUCUUUUUGACCAAUGGAUUCCGCUACUAUGCACCCAUGGCACUUGGCAUGACGGAACUGUCGUCGGUGCCGUUGGCAAUCAUGAACUCGUUCAAAAACAAUGCUCAGUGGAGAAUGGCCCAUCCACAACUCUAUCUUGCCUCGAGACUCGUCUUUAGUCUGGCGUUCCUGACAAUCCGCAUUGGCAUGUUUGUGCCACAGCAUUUGGAGUACUUGCAGUAUGCUCUGGCGGUCACCUACUGGGCCGAGGAAGGAGUGGCGUACAAGCUGUACAUGAGCAUCUCCUGGUUGGGAGCCGUCUUUUUGCUGUUCUUGCAACUCUACUGGGGGUGGUUGAUUGUCAACGGACUCUCCAAGUUUGCCCUGGAUCGGUUCCAAAUCAAAGGCAAGAUCUUGGAUCACUCCCGUGCCACCGCCACCAAGAAGACCAACUAA
This is a messenger RNA of Seminavis robusta, 912 nucleotides long. The record is from the annotation of a GenBank genome assembly. Lineage: Eukaryota; Bacillariophyta; Bacillariophyceae; Naviculales; Naviculaceae.